AUGGGGUCAAAGUUUCAUGCAUUUAUGUACCCAUAUUUUGCUUUUGGUCAUAUGAUCCCAUAUCUUCAUCUUGCCAACAAACUAGCUGAGAAAGGUCAUCACAUAACUUUCUUGCUUCCCAAUAAAGCUCAGAAACAUCUCGAACCUCUCAAUCUGUUCCCACAGAGCAUUUUCUUCCACCCUAUCACUCUUCCUCCUGUUGAAGGUCUGCCCGUUGGCGCAGAGACAACCUCAGAUCUCCCACCAAACAUAACUGGGAAAGUCAUAUCCGAUGCCAUGGAUCUCUUACGCGAUCAAAUCGAAGCAAAGGUUUGUGCUUUGAAACCAGACCUAAUCUUUUUCGAUUUAGUUCCUUGGGUUCCAGAAAUGGCGAAAGAGUUUGGAGUCAAGAGUGUUAGUUACCAGAUCGUAUCUGCAGCUUGUGUAGCUAUUGCUCUUUCACCUGGUGCUGAAUUAGGGUUUCCACAACCGUCUGGUUAUCCUUCUCCGAAGGUGGGGUUACGUGGGCACGACGCUAACCUCUAUUCUAUCUUCCUGAAUUCCCAUAAACGGGCUUUUAGUCGGAUCCUAACAGGGUUUAAGAACUGUGACGUAGUUUCCAUUAGGACAUGCGCGGAAAUCGAGGGUAAAUAUUGUAGUUUCAUCGAGAGAGAAUGUCAGAGGAAAGUUUUCUUGACCGGUCCAAUGUUCCUUGAGGCGCAAGAAAAGAGUGUUAGACCACUAGAAGACCAAUGGAACCACUGGUUAAACGGAUUUGAACCUGGUUCGGUUGUGUUUUGUGCUUUGGGAAGCCAAACCAUUUUAGAGAGUGAUCAGUUUCAAGAACUCUGUUUAGGAAUGGAGCUAACUGGUUUACCAUUUCUUGUUGCGGUUAAACCGCCAAGAGGCGCAUCAACGAUUCAAGAAGCGUUACCACAAGGGUUCGAAGAACGGGUUAAAGGGCGUGGUAUGGUUUGGGGAGGUUGGGUGGAACAACCUUUGAUAUUGUCUCAUCAAUCAGUAGGUUGCUUUGUUAACCAUUGUGGCUCCGGUUCAAUGUGGGAAUCUCUGGUUAGUGACUGUCAGAUUGUGUUUAUUCCUCAAUCAGGUGAUCAAGUUCUUACCACAAAACUAUUGAGUGAAGAAUUCGAAGUUUCUGUGAAAGUGGAAAGAGAAGAUUCUGGAUGGUUCUCCAAAGAGAGCUUGAGAGAUGCAGUUAAAUCGGUGAUGGAUAAAGACAGUGUGAUUGGGAAUACAGUGAAGAAGAAUCAUAUGAAACUGAGAGAGACUUUGGCUAGUCCUGGAUUGUUGAGUGGUUACGCUGAUAAGUUUGUUGAAGCAUUGGAGACUGAACUCAACAAAACAAGUUCUUCUUGA
Messenger RNA from Eruca vesicaria subsp. sativa (arugula), 1356 nucleotides. The record is from the annotation of a GenBank genome assembly. NCBI's taxonomy places the organism in Eukaryota, Viridiplantae, Streptophyta, Magnoliopsida, Brassicales, Brassicaceae.